AUGGGAUCCAUUAACCCUGCAAAAUCGUACGACGUUGUCAUCGUGGGUGCUGGUUUUAGCGGAAUGUGGCACCUAUAUCAUCUGAGGAAAGCAGGAUUCUCGGUCCGCUUGUUUGAAGAAGGCUCUGACUACGGCGGAACCUGGUACUGGAACUGCUAUCCGGGGGCGCGAGUGGAUACAGAAAUUCCAGUUUAUCAGUUCACCGAAAAGACAACUGUGGAUGAUUGGAACUGGACGCAACGAUACCCGGGACGGGAUGAAAUUCAGGAAUAUUUUCACCAUGUCAGUCGCGUCUGGGAUUUGGGCCGCGAUGUAACUUUCAACUCGAAGGUCACAUCGCUAGUCUGGGACUCCUCUGCCAAGUUGUGGCUCGUUGAAAUUGGCGAUUCCGGAGAGAUAUUCCAUGCACAACAUAUUAUCAUGGGAACGGGAUUUGCUGCCAAAGCCUAUGUCCCCUCUUACAAGAACCUCGAAGAGUUCCAGGGAGCCAAGACGCAUUCAGCGAGAUGGCCAAUGGAUGGUAGUAUUGAUGUCCAAGGAAAACGGGUUGCUGUUAUAGGAACUGGCGCCAGCGGAGUGCAACUUGUUCAGGCAAUUAGCAAAGUUGCCUCGCAUCUAACAGUCUUCCAGAGAACCCCAAACAUGGCUCUUCCCAUGGGACAGGACGAUAUUAGCGAAGCCGAAAACCAGCGGUUGAAGGAAAACUAUCAAAACACUACACAGAAAAUUAACACAACUUAUGCUGGGUUUCUCUAUGACUUUGUGCCGUCAAUGGGGAGAGACGCCAACGAGGAACAGCGGAACGAACUGUGGGAGCAACUCUUUUACCGUGGUGGCCUACACUUCUGGCUUGGAAACUAUCUGGACCUUCUCGAAGACCGGGACGUCAACGCCGCAGCCUACCGCUUCUGGAGAAAGAAGGCACUCGCUAGAAUCAGGAGCCCAGAAGCUGCUAAGAUCCUGGCGCCGGAAAUACCGCCUCAUCCUUUCGGGGCCAAGCGUGUCAGUCUCGAACAGGGAUAUUUUGAAUGUUUCAAUCGCGACAAUGUUACCCUGAUCGAUGCGAGCAACACAGGAAACCCUGUCUCCGAGUUUACGCCGGAAGGUAUUAGAACGAAGGAUGGUAUGGGGCACAAGUUUGACGUUGUCAUUUUUGCAACUGGGUUCGACGCAAUCACCGGAUCGAUGACCAAGAUAAAUAUUCGCGGCAAGGGGGAAACCAUUCGAGAGAAAUGGGGCAAUGGUGUCUACACACACCUCGGCAUGACCACCCACGGAUUUCCAAAUUUCUUCUUUGUCUACGGUCCACAAGCCCCAACGGCUUUCGCAACAGGUCCUGCUUGUGCUGAAACUCAGGGCUCUUGGAUAGUGGAAUGUUUGAAAUUCCUCCGCAGAGAAAAUUUCAGGUCCAUUGAACCGACAAGGGAAGCGGAAACUCAGUGGCGGGAACAUGUGAAUGACGUUAGCGGCAAGAGCCUGUUAAGUGAAGCAGACAGCUGGUACUUCGGCGGAAACAUCCCAGGGAAGCCGAAAGAGGCACUCAAUUACAUGGCUGGGUUGCCCGAGUAUAGGAGAAGGAUCUGGGAAAGUGCGGAUUCACGAUAUUCUGGUUUUACUCUAGAAUAG
Messenger RNA from Cladophialophora psammophila CBS 110553, 1626 nucleotides. RefSeq lists its product as uncharacterized. Gene Ontology annotation, molecular function: oxidoreductase activity. The coding region runs from base 1 to 1626 and encodes 541 amino acids. The record is from RefSeq and is a predicted model, not a curated record. The transcript has a single exon. NCBI's taxonomy places the organism in Eukaryota, Fungi, Ascomycota, Eurotiomycetes, Chaetothyriales, Herpotrichiellaceae.